This is a messenger RNA of Ambispora leptoticha, 792 nucleotides long. NCBI's taxonomy places the organism in Eukaryota, Fungi, Glomeromycota, Glomeromycetes, Archaeosporales, Ambisporaceae. The record is from the annotation of a GenBank genome assembly.
AUGAAAUAUAAGGGACAACUCAGAAUUGCUAUUUUGGUAACUGAUAUAAUAAAUCAUGGACCAUUGUUUGAGAAAUAUGGGGAUUAUUUUGACCUUUUUUCCAGACUUUUUCAAAGCGCACAAAAUAAUAUUAAUGCUGGUAACAAAAAUGGAAUCGAUAAAAUUAAAUUGGAGUUAUUGUCGUUUGACGUCGUGAAAAAAAUGGAAUAUCCAUCAUUGAGUGAAUUGAAAGAGAUUGAUGGCGUAUUAAUUACUGGUUCAGCUUCAUCAGUAUAUGACGAUGCACCAUGGAUUCAACGUCUCGUAAAAUACACAAAACACUUGAUCGAAAAUCAGAAUCGUGUAAAAUUAGUUGGCGUGUGUUUUGGGCAUCAGAUAAUUGGUAAGGCAAUGGGAGCACCUGUGAUAAAGAAUCCGCUAGGUUAUGAGGUUGGCGUGCAUAAAAUCACGUUGACUUACCCCGGCAAAAAAUUUUUAAAAACCGAUAACAAGUUUUUGGACAUUGUCAUCGCCUUGCCAAAAGGAUUUGUAAACAUUGGCACCAGCGAGAAAUGUACAAUCCAGGGUAUGAUCAAAGAUAAUCACGUGUUGACGAUUCAAGGUCAUCCAGAGUUUUUCAAAGAAUGGGUGCAAGGUCUUCUUGUGAUUAGAAAGCAUAGAUUUUCGAAAGAGGAUUACGAACAGGCAUGGAAGGCCGCGGAACUUAAACAUGACGGUGUUUGGAUGGGACAAAAGAUUUUGGAAUUUUUUGCAGAGAAUUCUAAUAGAAUUGCUAUUACUAGUAGAUUGUAA